Molecule: messenger RNA, 1131 nt
Organism: Medicago truncatula (barrel medic)
Lineage: Eukaryota; Viridiplantae; Streptophyta; Magnoliopsida; Fabales; Fabaceae
Product: glyoxylate/succinic semialdehyde reductase 1
Exons: 9
Coding region: 89-943 (284 amino acids)
Cellular component (GO): cytosol
Molecular function (GO): NAD binding; oxidoreductase activity; NADP binding
Source: RefSeq, a predicted model, not a curated record
AUGAUUAUAAAGGAAGGGUCUUUAUCGAGAGGAAGAAGAAGAAGAAAAUAGUGAGAGUGAGUGAUUAAACAGUGAAUUACUUUCAAAAAUGGAGAUUGGAUUUCUGGGUUUGGGAAUAAUGGGCAAAGCCAUGUCAAUUAACCUUCUACGCCAUGGCUUCAAAGUCACUGUUUGGAACAGAACCCUCUCCAAGUGUGAUGAACUCGUGGAACAUGGUGCUUCAGUUGGAGAAACACCUGCAGCUGUAGUCAAGAAAUGCAAAUAUACAAUUGCAAUGUUAUCUGAUCCUGCAGCUGCUUUGGCGGUUGUGUUUGAUAAGGAUGGUGUUCUCGAGCAAAUUAAUGGAAAAGGUUAUAUUGACAUGUCAACAGUUGAUGCUGAGACAUCUAUCAAGAUAUCCGAGGCAAUCAAAGCAAAAGGUGGUGACUUCCUUGAAGCUCCUGUUUCGGGUAGCAAGAAGCCUGCAGAAGAUGGUCAACUAGUUAUACUUGCUGCCGGAGACAAGGCAUUCUAUGAUGAAGCACUUCCAGCAUUUGAUGUACUUGGAAAGAAAUCUUUCUUUUUGGGUGAGGUUGGAAAUGGAGCAAAAAUGAAACUUGUUGUCAACAUGGUAAUGGGAAGUAUGAUGAAUGCUUUCUCUGAGGGACUGACACUUGCUGAAAGAAGUGGCUUGAACCCUAGCACACUUCUUGAUGUGCUGGAUCUUGGGGCCAUAAGUAACGGCAUGUUUAAAUUGAAAGGACCGACAAUGCUUAAGAACAGUUACGCCCCUGCUUUUCCACUGAAACAUCAGCAGAAGGACAUGAGACUGGCUCUUGCCCUUGGAGAUGAAAAUGCUGUACCAAUGCCUGUCGCAGCUGCAGCAAAUGAGGCAUUCAAGAAAGCCAGAAGCUUGGGAUUAGGAGACCUUGAUUUUUCAGCUGUCCAUGAGACUUUGAAAUAAAAGCUAUUGAUUGAACUACUGUUAUCAGCAACAACAGCAUGAUGUAAACCACAUAUAUAUAUGAAAUGGCUGUUUGAGCAUAGGUCAUUACUAUAUUCUCUCAUUUGAAUGCAUUGAUGAACCUUGUAAACAUUUGCACUCUUCAAAACAUGAAAUUUUAUUAGCUAGCGCAUGGAUUCGGUUCAAUA